CACGGAUAGGCGGCACUGAUAUGCAGCACUGAUAGGCGGCACUGAUAGGUGACACUGAUGGGCACUGACUGGCAUCACUGCUGGGCACUGACUGGCGACACUGACUGGCAGCACUGCUGGGCUGCACUGGUGGGUGGCACUGGUGGGCAGCACUGGUGGGUGGGCACAGGUGGGUGGCACUGGUGGGCACAGGUGGGCGGAACUUGCGGGUGGCACUGCUGGGCACCGAUCAUCAGGGCACUGAUCAUCAGUGCCUUGAUGAUCAGUGCCGAUCCCCGCUCUGACAACUGCCGGUUCUCGGCAGUACUUUCCUCACGAUCUGACAGCGUGAGGAAAGUGCAGCCGAGAACCGGCACUUGC
Staurois parvus is the source of this 360-nucleotide messenger RNA. Lineage: Eukaryota; Metazoa; Chordata; Amphibia; Anura; Ranidae. The record is from the annotation of a GenBank genome assembly.